This is a messenger RNA of Dovyalis caffra, 2445 nucleotides long. NCBI's taxonomy places the organism in Eukaryota, Viridiplantae, Streptophyta, Magnoliopsida, Malpighiales, Salicaceae. The record is from the annotation of a GenBank genome assembly.
AUGUUGAAGCUCUUCCCGCCGACAAAACGCGCUCUAGUUAAGGUUAGAAGAAGACCUCAUGCUGGUGUCUUCUUCACAUCCUUAAUCUUGUCCUCACCUUCUUCCCAAUAUUCUUCUUCUUCUUCCUCUUAUGAAUAUCAGAAUGAUCUGAUGAGUAGAGACGCAGCAACCAUUCUCAACUCCAACCAUCCUAACCAAGCCCUUCAACUUUUUAAUUAUGCUUUAAAACACUACCCAAUUACUUCUCCAACCUACAUUCUUCCAAGCCUGUAUUCAGCGAUCAUACUUUUCUUAACAUGUGCCGGAAUGUGCAAGCCUGCCAGGUCCUUGAUCAAAGACCUCGUACAAACCAUCCUCAUCCAUCCUUCCUUCAAAUUCGAAAACCAAGUUAGUUCUUUAGUUUUCGAUGCUCUUAAUGAUUUACGAAGUUCUGAAAAAUUCAGUCCUGAUGUUUUUGGAGAGGUCAUUAUUGCAUUUUGUGAGAUGGAUCUUGUUGAUGAAGCCUUGUGGGUGUAUCAAAAGAUUGUUAAAGCUAUGCCCCCUUCAGUGCAAGCUUGUAAUGCCUUACUAAAUCGGUUGGCUAAGAAGGGUCGGUUUGGUUCCAUGUGGAAGUUAUACAAGCACAUGGUUUCGUGCAAGGUAUUGGUUCCUAGUGUUGUCACUUAUGGUAUAUUUGUUGAUGCUUGUUGUAGCCAAGGUGAUGUUUCAAAAGCUAUGAGUUUUUUUGAUGAGAUGGUGAAGGAGAAGGGGAUUCAACCAAGCGUUGUUAUCUACACCACUCUUAUCCGUAGUUUUUGCCGUGAGAGUAAAUUGUCAGAAGCAGAAGCUCUGUUUCAACAGAUGCGGGAAUCGGGGGUUUUGCCAAAUUUGUAUACUUAUAAUGUUCUGAUAGAUGGUUACUGCAAAAGGGCAAACGUCAAGCAAGCACUUCACUUGUAUCAGGGCAUGCUUGCUGGCGGUCUGCACCCAAGUAUUGUUACUUUUGGGACCUUAAUAGAUGCACUCUGCAGAGGGGGGCAAUUAUUAGCAGCAAGGGGUUUGUUCGUUCACAUGGCUAAGUUUGGUAUUUGUCCUGAUUUAGUUAUGUAUAAUCGUCUCAUUGAUGGCCAUUCUAAUUCAAGGAAUCUAUCUGAAGCCAUGCAUUUGUUUUCGGAGAUGGAAAAGUUCAAAAUUUCACCUGAUGUUUUUACAUAUAGUAUACUUAUGAAGGGUUUUUGUGGCGUGGGUAGAACAGAAGAAGCAUACGUGUUACUGAAAAGAAUGAAUAGUGAUGGGGUUAUUGCAAACUCUGUAACAUACAAUUCCCUAAUCAAUGGAUACUGUAAGGAAGGAAAUAUGGAAAAGGCUCUGGAGGUGUCUUCUCAAAUGACUAAAAAGGGUUUAGAGCCAGAUGUUAUCACCUUUUCUACAUUGAUUGAUGGUUAUUGCAAGGCAGGGAACAUGCAAUCUGCUUCAAGAUUAUACUCGGAAGUGGUAAUGAAAUGUAUUGUGCCUGAUGUGUUUGUAUUCACAGCUUUGAUUGAUGGGCACUGUAAAAAUGGUAACAUGAAAGAGGCCCUUCGGCUGCACAAGGAGAUGCUAGAGGCUGGGUUCAAACCCGAUGUUUUCACAGUCACUUGUUUAAUUGAUGGCUUUUGCAAAGAUGGGAGGACUUCUGAUGCAAUCAAAUUUUUCUUGGAGAACACUACAGAUGGGCUCACUGGAAAGCAAAUCAAUAAAAUGAAUGGUAAUUCUUGUAUUCCCAACAGUGUAAUGUACACAUCUUUAAUUCAAGGCUUGUGCAGGGAUGGGCAAAUUUUUGAAGCUACCAAGUUUUUUUCGGAUAUGAGAUGUGGUGAUAUACAACCAAAUGCUUUGACUUACACUGUCAUGUUAGAGGGGCAUCUGACAGUGAAGCAUAUGAUCGAUGUGAUGAUGCUGCAUGCUGAUUUGAUAAAGAUGGGUAUCAUGCAAAAUGAGAACAUAUGCCUGGUUUUAACAAGGGGUUAUCAAGAAAAUGGAUACCUGAAGUCAGCUCUCAACUGUUCCAAGGACUCGAUUAGGUGUUCAGAGAAGAUUGGAUCUUUUCUGGGUGAUGGUCCAUCCUGUAUUAAAUCACCUGCAUCUGCUACAAGUUUAUACUCGGAAAUGCUAAUCAAAAGUAUUGUGCCUGAUCAUGUAACGUACACAUCUUUAAUUCAAGGCUUGUGCAGGGAUGGACAAAUUUUUGAAGCUACCAAGUUUUUUUCCGAGAUGAGACGUGGUGGUAUACAACCAGAUGCGUGGGCUUACACUGUCAUGUUAGAGGGGCAUCUGACAGUGAAGCAUAUGAUUGGUGUGAUGAUGUUGCAUGCUGAUGUGAUAAAGGCGGGUAUCAAGCCAAAUGAGAAGAUGUGCCUGCUCUUAACAAGGUGUUGUCAAGAAAAUGGAUACCUGAAGUCAGCUCUCAACUGUUCCAAGGACUGA